This is a messenger RNA of Eurytemora carolleeae, 852 nucleotides long. RefSeq names its product caveolin-1. Gene Ontology annotation, biological process: caveola assembly. The transcript has 7 exons. The record is from RefSeq and is a predicted model, not a curated record. NCBI's taxonomy places the organism in Eukaryota, Metazoa, Arthropoda, Copepoda, Calanoida, Temoridae. Gene Ontology annotation, cellular component: caveola. Gene Ontology annotation, molecular function: molecular adaptor activity. Bases 11 to 637 code for a protein of 208 amino acids.
UAUCUAGAUCAUGUCUGAGUCCAGGGCUGAAUCUAAGGAAAACCUAAAUGAGAGUAGUUUACCCCUGCUAGAAGAAGAGGAGAAGAAGGUUGAACAAAUGGAGCUGGAGGAAAAGAAAGAUGAAAGCGAGAAGAAGGAGGAGAAAAAGGAGAAAAAGGAGAAGAAAGAGAAGAAAGAGAAGAAGCCUAAAAAGGAGAAAAAAGAGAAGGUGGCAGGUCCAGGAUGUGUUGAAGGGUUGACAGGGUCCCUGGAUCUGGAUAACAGAGACAAGAAUAGUAUCUGUCAGGAGAUAGAUAUAAAUUUUGACAGUGUAUUGGCUGAACCUGGAUCAGCGCACGGGUUUGAUGGAAUAUGGAAACUUAGUUUUAUUCUGUUUUCUCAAACCAAACUUUGGAUCUACAGGCUCAUGGCUGCUUUGAUCUCUGUUCCUCUGGCUUUAGUCUGGGGUGUCGUCUUUGCUCUGGCAACUGUUCUCUACGUUUGGAUAAUUAGACCUGGCUUUAGAGUUGUCCAGCUAGCUCUGGAUAUUUUCAAGAAGAUUUGGAAAGGAGUUAUCUCUGCCACCCUGGAACCGGUUUGUGAAGCACUAGGACUAAUAUUUGCCAGACCCGGCCUGACUCUUGUACAGUCGGCUUAAGAGGAAACGGUGACAAAGAGAUUCUAGAGAGUCCAAUGAGGUCCAAUCUCAACAUAUUUUAGAAAAAUAAGACUGAAAAAUAGCAAUGUUUUUAAAUUAUUUCAUAUUUGAUUUACCUUAUAUUUUACAAAUUUAUUUGCAAGCGAUUUGAUGAAUAUAAUGAAGACGACCUUCGAUUUUAAUUUAAAUUUUUAUAAAGCUUUAAACAGCAUGGA